UUGUUCAUGUCGCAAAGGCGUCAUUUUCUAAAAUUGUUCUGCGUUCGUUGGUUCCGUGCGAGAGGACUACUCAAUGGGAAGAAUGAAAGGGGACAAACGCCUCUCCAUUUACUUGCUGAUUUCCAAAUGGAUCAUGGUACAGAUUUCAUAAUGAGUCAAAAGGUAGAUAAGAUGGCACUUAAUGAAGAUAAUUUAACCGCCACAGACAUAAUAUCAUCAGCCAAGGACUCUCUCGGAAGACAGGACUCAAUCCUAAGAAAAUUGAAGAGUGUCAAAGCUAGGGCUGGACCUUUGGGUUGGCAGUGGAUCCUCAAGGCCAUCAACGAAAACAAAGGUGAGAAAAGAAGCGAAGACAGAGGUGUGAGGGAAAGCGAAGACCAAGGAAGUGUGAAUAGAAGCAAAGACAAAGGUUUCAGCUUGCCUGGUGGGUAUGAGGACGAUGAUAGCAUGGCCAUUUUAAGCAAAAAAACAGCUUUCAAAAUAUUUGUUGUGGCGGAUACCACAGCCUUGGUGCUUUCCAUGGCUGCUGUUUGCGUCUAUUUCUUCAUGACGUUAAAUAAUCGGAAGGAGGUCCUCCAUGACUUCUUGAACUGGGGAUUUAAUCUAUCCAUGUAUGCCAUGGCAGCGAUGAUGAUUGCAUUCAUGAUGGGCCUCUACACCGUGUUGCCAGAUUCUGCAUGGCUUGUAGUUUUCGUUUGGGCCAUUUGUGGCUGUUUUUUCAUCUUCUUUUCUUAUAUACUUCGGAAGUUCUAUUCAUCAUGGAAGGUGAUGAUAAAAUCAAGUUUCUGGCUUAGAAAGUUCAAAUUAUUUGUUAUAAAGGGGCAACAACUUCCACUGAUGCGGCGGGGAAACGGUUUGUUUUAGGCACCUCACUUGGUUGUCAAUUGUGCCAUCUAUUGGAUUGUUGCCUUUUCAGCUUGUCCUGUCCUUGGGAAGUUUUAUUUAUC
This is a messenger RNA of Vitis riparia (riverbank grape), 947 nucleotides long. RefSeq lists its product as uncharacterized. The coding region runs from base 7 to 864 and encodes 285 amino acids. Gene Ontology annotation, molecular function: protein phosphatase regulator activity; protein phosphatase 1 binding. Lineage: Eukaryota; Viridiplantae; Streptophyta; Magnoliopsida; Vitales; Vitaceae. Gene Ontology annotation, cellular component: plasma membrane. The record is from RefSeq and is a predicted model, not a curated record. The transcript is spliced from 3 exons.